Molecule: messenger RNA, 492 nt
Organism: Neoarthrinium moseri
Lineage: Eukaryota; Fungi; Ascomycota; Sordariomycetes; Amphisphaeriales; Apiosporaceae
Exons: 1
Coding region: 1-492 (163 amino acids)
Source: RefSeq, a predicted model, not a curated record
AUGCCAUUUUCACGAAAGAGAAGAUCCUUGGCAAGCUUUUCGAGUAUUUCGCACCCUACCGACCCACUCGCUAACGACAAAGUCAUCCACCUCGCCUGCCCGCGCCCGGUCCAGCCUCGUGCUCACAGGCUUUACGAGAACGAGUUGAUGACACUUCUUUCCAAGAUGCAGCACUUUCACGACAGUUCCUUGAACGAGCAUGCCCAGUCGGCUAUUUCCAAUGAUUGGGCCAUCUUCGCCGAGAAUUUCAGACGAAUUUUAGGGCUGAAACUUGUCACCAUACAGGCGUUCCACCGGACAAUGGUCGAAGUGGAUGUCGAUUCCAUCCCCAUCACCGCCAUAGCUGAACUGGCCUCUUUCAAGAAGAGUGUCAAUGAUCAGUGGCGCGGUAUGAGUGAGCAAUCCAAGGAGUUGAUCAAAGAAGCCUGGGACCGGUUCAUGCAAGAUGUAGAGGCACUCAUUCCGGAUCAAUAUAAGGUUAUGCUUAUUUAG